UCUUUCUAUUAAACUCGAACGUUGUCGGAAGAUGUUGCAAUUUCUAUCUCAUAGUACCUAUGAGAAAUAUAAAACAACUUAUAAAAUUAUCUUUAAAACUGUUUCUCGAAACUGCAAUGAACUUUCCUUAUUCAGCCUACAUAUACUAGAACACUUAAGGCCAUCCCGUUAGUCGGGAUGAAUAAGCCACAGAAGCUUAAAAUCCCUUGAGAAAAAAAAAAAAAAAAAAGCCAUCCCGUUAGUAUACGUUCGACAAUCGCCGAGUUAAGAAGCUCUUCUAGUUAGAUGAAAUUUAUGAGCAUAAUCAACGAUACUACCUGGUACUCACCCAAUUAGUUCUCGGACCAAUUACUCCUAAAUCUCGGCCUUAGCGUUUGCAAAAUGACUAAUGAAAACCUAGCUCAACCAGAUCAGCACCCUAUGAUAAGCUACAUCGAUUUGUGGGAUAGGAACAACAACGUUACGGAAAUAGAGAUUCCAGUGGCGUUUGGCAAGAUUGCUGGAAAAUGGUUCGGACCGAAGAAUAUUCGACCGAUCCUGUGUUUACACGGAUGGAUGGAUAACUGCGGCACUUUUGAUCGACUGAUUCCAUUGCUUCCCAAGGAAGUCAGCUUUUUGGCGAUCGAUUUCCCGGGACAUGGUUACUCGUCACGCAUACCAGAUGGCAUGGCUUAUCAUCAGAUGGAUAGUGUAUUAAUACUGCUGCACAUAAUGAACGAAUAUCGGUGGGAUAAGAUGGCAAUGAUUGGGCAUUCUAUGGGAGCAAUCAUAGCUUUCAUGUUCACGUCAAUGUUUCCAGAUAAGGUGGAGUUUCUGAUUGGAAUUGAUGCCCUUAAACCGCAGUCAUAUUACCCGAAAAGAUUUCUUUCUUGGGCUCCUGUGAUGGCCAAUAAGUUGCUUGAGGCCGAUAAAAGGAAUCGUGAAAGAUCGGAACCACCAGCCUACACGUAUGAGGACAUGCUGGAUCGUUUGUUUGAAGGAACCAUGGAAUCUGUAACGAGAGAAACUGGUCCAUAUUUACUGCAAAGAAAUAUCAAACCGUCCAAAAAAUUUCCCGGCAAAUAUUAUUUUGACCGUGAUAACCGAAUAAAGUACAACAACAUUCCCGGAUGGUCGGAUAAAGUGAACUACGCCCUGGCAAAGCAAAUCAAGGUGCCACAGCUGGUGAUCAAGGCCAUCGAUUCACCCUAUCCUGGUUCCAAAGAAGGCUUCGAUGAAAUGGUCGCCAUACUUAAGAAACAAAAUUCCAUGUUCCGCGUGAAGUAUUUGAAAGGUUCCCAUCACAUUCAUUUGACCGAUCCGGAAUUGGUGGCACCCGUUGUGACAGAUUUUCUACGGAAACAUUGGGUCAGACAGGUCGAUGAGGUUGUUAGCAAAUUGUGAUUUAUCGGAGUAUAAGGAAUGCAUGUUGUAAAUUAUUUUAUUUCUAAAUUGGAUUAGGUUUACUUUGGAUUAAAUUAUAAAAAUAUACCAAAUGACGAAACUUUUAUUCAAUUUUUUUCCUGUACUCUUGUUCU
Messenger RNA from Uranotaenia lowii, 1517 nucleotides. RefSeq names its product probable serine hydrolase. The record is from RefSeq and is a predicted model, not a curated record. The transcript has 2 exons. Lineage: Eukaryota; Metazoa; Arthropoda; Insecta; Diptera; Culicidae. The coding region runs from base 382 to 1383 and encodes 333 amino acids.